Messenger RNA from Hermetia illucens (black soldier fly), 3528 nucleotides. It is a transcript of the gene Esp, whose product is annotated as sodium-independent sulfate anion transporter. The coding region runs from base 729 to 2672 and encodes 647 amino acids. The record is from RefSeq and is a predicted model, not a curated record. Gene Ontology annotation, molecular function: sulfate transmembrane transporter activity. Lineage: Eukaryota; Metazoa; Arthropoda; Insecta; Diptera; Stratiomyidae. Gene Ontology annotation, cellular component: membrane. The transcript is spliced from 9 exons. Gene Ontology annotation, biological process: transmembrane transport.
AAAAAUGCGCAACGAAAAUGAGAGCUUAUUCAGUUUGAAUCUUUCGCGCAUAUUAAACGGUCGAUACGGUUUGAAUUGAAUUUAAAGCAAAAAACUUGAAGUGAUUUCCACUUACGUACUUAUAAAUACUGAUAUUCCAGUGUAGAGACCAACAAAGCCUCAGCUAACUUUUGUACGUAAAUAUUUUCUUGCUCAAGUAGUUUAAGAAAGCAUUUCAAACUGGUAUUCUAUCUAAACUGCAUCCCCGCCUGCGAUUUUUUAUAGAUAACAAACGUGAUGUACAACAACAAAAAGUGAAAAGUGCUAAAAUAUCAAAUUUGCAUAUAUAGCAUAAUGAAAAAUAUUGGUAAAUAUAAAAAAGCCAUCGAGAAAGUGUGCUAAAUUUAACUUGAUUUGCCACUCUAUAAAUCUGGUAUUUAGCGACAUUUUAUAAAUACUUAUACGUACAUCAAGUGUUGUGUAAGUUAAUUGUUUCCUGCUCCGAAGUGACAAUCGCCGAUUUAGAUUUUAUUUCGUGGUUCUACUUCACCGGCUCUGUUUAUUUAUUUCAUUUCAAGUGUUGAGUGAAACUGCAGUUCAGCUGAAGGUCGAAUAAGACAUUUACGACAUUGCUGAUACGGAUACUGUCAAUUUAGAACGGAAUUGAAGUGACGUUAAAAUCGCAUCCAGAAGUAGAUACCGAAAAAUAUAUACCUAACGCCCGCUGAAAAUUAGGAUAAGAAGCAAAGAUGAAGUCGAAAUCUGAUUUGGAUCAUUCAUACAUAAAUCAAGCUAUCAAAUGUUCCUCGAUUAGUAUAAUAGGCGAUCCAGACGCACCAGCAGCUCUGAAAGGUUCAAAUGAAUUCAUAAUGACAGAAAAUGGGAGAAAGACAAUUGCACCUAAUAGUCGAGUAGAGAUUGCAAAAGCCUGGAUUAGAAGGAAAGCAAAAACUGCCUGUUCAGAGAAAAUGCUUCACAGAAGGAUACCAAUUUUAAAUUGGUUGCCAAAAUAUAGUUCAGAUGAUGCAGCUGGCGAUUUAGUUGCUGGAAUCACAGUAGGACUAACCGUUAUUCCUGGAGCAUUGGCUUACGCUGGAAUAGCAGGAGUACCGGCAGCGUACGGUCUCUAUGGAUCAUUUAUUUGUUGUUUCCUCUACAUAUUUUUCGGUAGCUGCAAGGACGUCCCUGUGGGACCCUCAGCUAUUGCCUCAUUGUUAACAUUCCAAGCAGCACGUGGAUCGUGGCAAAAGGCUGUGCUAUUAUCACUUCUCUGCGGAUCCGUGGAACUCCUAAUGGGAUUAUUUGGACUGGGAUUUCUAGUCGACUUCGUCUCAGGACCUGUAUCAUCAGGCUUCACAUCGGCUGUAUCAUUGAUUAUUCUCACUUCACAAAUCAAAGACAUCCUUGGUGUACCGGCAAAAGGUUCGACAUUCCUACAAAUCUGGAGUGAAAUAUUCAAGAACAUUAAUGAGACUAGAGCCUGGGAUACGGUGCUCGGAAUCACUUGUAUUGCAGUAUUAUUAAUAAUUAAGAUAGUGUCAGGCAUUAAAGUUGGACCCCCAGAAGAUGAGCUUCAAACUAGAAAGCAUAAGAUCAUCAACAAAAUACUUUGGCUAAUUGGAACCUCAAGAAAUGCAAUUCUGGUUAUCGUUUGCGGUGGCCUAGGGUUCGUUUUCCAUAAUGCAGGAGGGGCUCCUUUCAAACUUAUCGGCGAAGUUCCUCCUGGCCUACCAACAUUCCAAUUGCCACCAUUUUCAUUGUCUGCUAAUGAAUCCUCAACUGGAAAGGAAGAAUCGUUUAGUGACAUGGUAUAUAGUAUGGGAUCAGGAAUAGUGGUAAUUCCUCUAAUCUCGCUCAUGGAGACUAUUGCGAUUUGUAAAGCUUUUUCAAACGGAAAGCCAGUCGACGCUACGCAAGAACUAAUCGCCCUGGGAAUUGGAAAUAUUGCAAACUCAUUCGUUCAAGGACUUCCAGUUGCUGGUGCCCUUAGUCGCGGUGCUAUUAACAAUGCCAGUGGUGUUAGGACGCCAAUGGGAAACAUUUAUACUGCGGCGUUAGUAAUAUUGGCCCUGGUAUUCUUCACACCAUAUUUCUUCUUUAUUCCAAAAUCAUCACUGGCUGCCAUAAUCAUCUCCGCAGUUGUUUUCAUGAUUGAAGUUAAAGUAGUCAAGCCCAUGUGGAGGACUAAAAAAAGUGAUCUUAUCCCUGGACUUGGAACAUUCUUCGCCUGCUUGAUGCUGCCUUUGGAGAUUGGAAUUCUCUCAGGAAUUGGCCUGAACAUGAUCUUUAUUCUGUACCACGCUGCCCGGCCCAAUAUUACAGUUGAAACCCUAACAACACCAGGUGGUGCUGAGUAUCUUAUGAUUACUCCCGACCGUUGCUUGAUAUUCCCUUCUGUCGAUUACGUUCGAAAUUUGGUAACGAAGCAUUCACUGCGACAAAAUCUCCCGGUAGUCAUCGAUUGCACUCACGUCUAUGGUGCUGACUUCACCGCCGCAACCGUAAUCGAGAACCUGACACAGGAUUUUUCAAAAAGAGGACAACAUUUGUUCUUCUAUAACCUAAAGCCAAGUGUAUGCACAGUAUUUGAAGGAUUAUCUCCAGUGGAUUUCACGGUCUAUUACCAAGAGCAACAAUUGGAUGAACUACUCCACAGAAAGGAUAAAAAGCUGGCACAGUUAGUGGAGGUAUGAGGACAAGAACUAUGGGAAAUGUCCAUUCCAAGGAAACCACUACAUUUGCCAGUUUUGUACAAUUUUGUAAUUAAGGAUUGCCAAUCUUGUAUUUACCAAAAUUAUUUAUGUUGUAAAGUCCGAUGAUGGCAAAGCUUAUUUAUUAACCCUAUGUGUGGUGAUAUGUCAUUAUCAAAGGAGUGAUAUUUUAAAGAAGCAUGUAUAUCCUACAGAUACGGUGCACAUGAAAAGACGUCUAAACCCUCGUUCAGUACUCAGCACAGAAAGAAGUAUUUAUGUUUAUUUAUUCAAAGUUAUUUAAGAUACAUACAACUAUCUAUCUUGAUCGAUUUCAUACGGUUCCUAGUCGACGUUAUCAGUAGAAUCUAAUAUUUAUAAAUCAUUGUAAUCGGUACUUACUGGAACUACUGAAAUGACUUGACGAGCGUCGAAAUAGUUGAUUCUAUUUUCAUAAUUUACUAAAGUAAGCCCCGCAAGAUAGAUGUCUUGUAUAAGCAAGGCUCAUGAAACGUACUUACAAAUAAUUUUAAAGUUUCUGAUUCAUACUCACCUUCUACUAAACGAACUUGGUAUUGAGACUACUAUGAUGUAAAAGAAAAAGAAAUUAUUUAAAAAUAAUUAUAAAUAGAUUUCGAAAGGACCCUUACCUAAGUGAUUGUAUUAUUGCAAGUUCACCAACGAUUUUGCGUAGAUCAGAAGGUAUAUUUAAUAUUUAAAGCUAUUUCCUGUAGAUUUACAAGUAAAAGUGCUCAUGGAAUUAGGCAAUAAGCAGACAGUAUAAAAGCAAUUGUAAGAUAACAGAUAUUUGUACAUUGUGUAAAUAAAAUAAACUGUGAUACACAUAAGGCAGACAAAA